AGAAUUGUAUUCAGCGAAGCACAAUAUUAUCUGUAUAAGCUUUUAAGACAGAUCGUGCGGUUGAAAGAGAAACGUUGACAUUUUUUCACUAGUGUCACGUUCAGUUAGUUAGCUUCCUACGAAGCGACUUUAAGUGAUUACCUUGCGGAUUUUUCGGGUAUUUCGAAAAAGGAUAUACCACGAGCUCAUUCUGAAACUAAAAGGAUAACACUUUGAAUUCUUGACUACCGGAAUAUGUUUGUAUUAAAGAUACUUUUGUUUACCAUCUCUAUAACAGUGGGUUAUUGCGGUGUUGUUGGUCCAUAUCACGGACCCUUACAUUAUGGUCCAGCAUACGCACCUCAUGCGCCAGUGGCUUAUGUAGCAGCUGCACCAAAGCCAGCCGCUCCAGAACCUUAUGAUCCGGCUCCGAAAUACAGUUUCGGUUAUGACAUACAAGAUGGCUACACUGGAGAUUCGAAGAGCCAACAUGAAACACGUCAUGGCGAUGUUGUGAAGGGCAGUUAUUCGGUGGUUGACCCUGACGGUACAAAACGCACUGUUGACUACACUGCUGAUCCCCACAAUGGUUUUAAUGCUGUAGUUCGUAAAGAGCCCCUAGCUUACAAGGCCGUUGCUCCUGUGGCGGUAGUAGCACCCGCUCCCGCCCCGCCUCUUCCACCGUUGCCUAAAGUAGCUUAUGCUCCGGCCCCCGUACAUGUAGCACCAGCCCCCGCACCUGCUCCCCUGCCAGGACCUGGUUUCCAUGCAGCCUAUCCCGCCUUGGCUCAUGGUGGCUACGCUCCCUAUUUGGGGCAUUACUAUCACAAGUGAUGAACAAUUGAUUCCUUUAUUUUUUUUUGCCUUAUUCAUAUCAUCACGUAAUUGUAUAUAGAUGUAUGUAGACCAUGUGUGCAGCAUACGGCGAAUUUAUUUUAAUUUAUUUCUCCUCUUUUGGGCUGUUUUCAAUCGUUUCGUCUUUAGUCUUCCCCUCCCCUUCAGCCAUUACUCACAAUUAAUUGUCUUGCUAAGGUGAAGUGGUUUGUUCGUUCAGUUCAGUGUUAAAGACAAGUUCGCUUUCUUCGUCUUCCUCUUCUUUUGCAUUUUAAUAAUUGUGUAUUAUAAACUUUAAUGUAAUUGUUUUUUUUUUUACUUUAAAACGAAGUUAAGUUAGUUAUCUGAAGUAUUGUUUAUGAUGUUUUUUUUUUUUUCUAAUUAAAUAGUAAUAAAAUGUGUGUGUUGUUGUUUUAUAUGAAAAAUAA
Molecule: messenger RNA, 1241 nt
Organism: Glossina fuscipes
Lineage: Eukaryota; Metazoa; Arthropoda; Insecta; Diptera; Glossinidae
Gene: Cpr92A
Product: larval cuticle protein A2B
Exons: 3
Coding region: 235-813 (192 amino acids)
Cellular component (GO): extracellular matrix
Source: RefSeq, a predicted model, not a curated record